Molecule: messenger RNA, 1962 nt
Organism: Drosophila rhopaloa
Lineage: Eukaryota; Metazoa; Arthropoda; Insecta; Diptera; Drosophilidae
Exons: 2
Coding region: 200-1615 (471 amino acids)
Molecular function (GO): zinc ion binding; nucleic acid binding
Source: RefSeq, a predicted model, not a curated record
GUAGGCCACCUUACGCCCGAUAAACUAUCGAUUGUUAAUGUUAAGCUAACAUUAAGUAUAACAUAAUCUGUAAGGAAGCCCAAUGUUAUUGAUUCUUGGUAUAUGCAUUGAAUAAAGCGGACGUGUUAUAAUAAAAAGUGCCUAAAGUAUUAAAUAUACCGGUCCUCUCACAAAUUCAGAAGUGGGAUAAAUCUACGCAAUGGACGAUAUAAACUUCAACAAUUUCUCGGUUGUUCAACUAAAAAGAUGGCUUUCCGCGUUGGGAAUGCCAACUCAAGGUCUUAAGGCCGAAUUGAUGGCUCGUCUUGGGCGUGUUCCUCCCGAGGAGCGCGGCCAGGCACCACGCGAAGACGCCAACCCAAAUUCUGGAGAAGAUCGACCCGUUAACGAGGAUUCUGAAGAAGAUCAACCCGCUAACGAAGAUUCCGAAGAAGUUCAAGGCGACGCCUCCGCUCAUCAACUUCAGGGCGCCGAGAGCAACGUGAACAUCGCACCAGCGGCUUCUCAGAGGGUGUUCUCCCGAGAUGCCCUUGAGCAACAUGAACUUCUUGCCAUCAUAAGGCAGCUGCAGGCAGAAGUAAGUGCGCAUCGCAAUUUGUUGCAACAAGCGCAGACACGUGGCGCCGCACAACAACAAGCAGUUGACAAUAGUGGCAACCUCGGAGACUCGAACAUUCUACCGCGGUCGCCAAUGCAUGCAUCGUCUGGCAACCCUACCAGUCUGAUCGUGUUACCGACCUCAGACGACAAUGCAUCUGGUGGCGGCAUUACAAGCUCAAACGUUUUGCCAGCCCUGCAAGGCAUUGCAUCGAGUGGCAACAGCAGUGGUUUGGCAGUAUUUGGCUCAACGAACAACAACACCGCCGUUUUCAACGCCGACGGAGCUGCCAGCCGAGCUGCAUCAGCAACAUCGUUAUCUUUCGCCAAAGAAGCAGCCAUAGACUUUGACGAAAACAUGUGUGCUCGCAUCUGGGUGGAGCACCUUAAGAACAUUGGUCAGGUAUAUGUUUUGGCCGACGACUGUCUAAGGAUGCUGUUCAUCACCAAGCUGAAGGGAAAGGCACAGCGUUGGUUACAUGCCAACCCUACUAGAAUGCUGGAACCUUUCGAGAGGCUAUGCGAGCAGCUGAUUAUGGCCUUCGGGCAAAUGUCUUCAAAAUCCGAGCAGCGUCGCAAGUUCGAGCAACGGAAAUGGCAACAAACCGAGCGUUUUGCCAUGUACUUCGAAGACAAGAUGAUGUUGGCUCAACCCAUCAACCUGGAGACAGAUGAGCUUUUGGAACAAAUCAUCGAAGGAGUGCCAUCAGCCAAUUUAAGGGAUCAAGCACGCAUUCAACGAUUCGCCAACCCGGAGCAGAUGCAGCAAGCCUUCGCAAAUAUCUGCCUCCCGCAGAUAAUCGAGACCAACGCAGCGAAGAAGACAUCUAGGGAGGCCUCUGGAAACAACGAAUUGCGCUGCAGAAACUGUAACUCCAAGGGCCAUUUCGCAAAGGAUUGCCGCAAGCCAAAAAGGGCUCCCGGAUCUUGUUUCGCAUGUGGAGAAAUGGGGCACUUCGUAGGGCAAUGCCCUAAGAGGAAGAGCGCCAGCGACAACAACAAUUAUAAUGUCUCAUAGACUCAGGCAGCGCGAUUUCAUUUAUAAAACUUUCCAAAGUCCCAUAUGGAAUACACAUUACUAAAGUUAAGACUUCAUAUUUUGGUAUAAAUAAGAGCCAACUUAAUGUAAAAGGAAAAACUUUGUGUUUUAUCAUGAAGAAAGGAAUAAAAAUUUGUUUUGAUUUAAUAAUUGUCGCUGAUGAGUCCAUGAGCCAUGAUGCAAUUCUGGGAAGGGAUUUCAUGGAUAUCUUUGGUUUAAGCAUUAAUCUAGACACCCUUGACACUAUUAAGGAUAGUAGUUGUAAUAUUAACAAAAAUAACUCACUGUCUCACACUUGCAACUUGAACCUUUAUUGUGGAACGAAG